Messenger RNA from Adineta steineri, 726 nucleotides. NCBI's taxonomy places the organism in Eukaryota, Metazoa, Rotifera, Eurotatoria, Adinetida, Adinetidae. The record is from the annotation of a GenBank genome assembly.
AUGAGUUUUUUAUUACAUGUCGAAUUCGAUGCAACGUCAGAAUCAACAGCAACAAAGAUUCUCGAAUGUUUAUCUGGUAUGGCUGAUAUUGUUCAUCGUGAUUAUCCAGAAGUAUAUACAUAUGUAUUUCGAUAUGCUAAUGAAAGUAAAAGAAAACUUAUUUUUACUGAAAUAUAUGCCAAUGAACAAGUAUUUCUUGAUCAUGGACGUGAUCCAGAAUUUGGUAAAUUUUUACAAAUAGGUUUCAAUCCUACAACAGGUAAAAGUCGAAAAGAAUUAUGUAUUAGAAAUGAUAUGAAUACUCCUUUAUCACAAUUAACUGCUAGUAUACUUGAUAAUUAUUUACAUGUUACUUAUAUUCCUGUUCAACAAGGAUUUUUUCAUCGAAAUUUUAAUGAGAAAAGCGAAAUGAAUCUUCUCAUUUUAUGUCGUGGAUGUGAUGAAGAUGUUUCUGAACAAUUGAAUACACUUGUUAAUUGUGUUACAUCUAUUACAUUUGAAGAAUCGGAUGGAAAUAGACAACUAAUUGCUGUUAUCACAAAUAUUUCAAAUGAAAAACAAUCGAUAAAACAUAAGAAAUCUUUGAUUGAUACAAUUGAAAUAGUUUGUUCGAAUGAAGAAACGAUCCGAAAAUUUAAAAAUAUUAUUGAGAAUUAUUUUCAAAUUCAAUCAAUUCAUAUUCAAACAAGUUUUAGUGGUUAUAUCCGUCAUAAAUCUUUCUUAUAA